AUGGUUACUGAAGGAACACCGUCGCAAGGAUCUGGUCAAAGGGAAGAGUCGGGUGAAAACCUAGACGUCCCAAAUGACCAGACGCGGUUUGCAGCGUUGGAACUACAGAGCUUGCCACGCCAAGACCUCUCGAAUCCAAACAGGGGUAAUGGGAAUCUGGAAGAGCAGGAUACUCAUCCUCCCCGACAUGAGACCGAAGUAGAACAAAGCCAGACCGAGGAGAUUUCCCACGUUGACCUAGAGAUGCAGGAUCUCAAGGCAAAGAUGGAGGGUGUGAUGCAGGCCAUGAAGGGAAAAGGUAUUGCAGCCAUAGAUGGUUUGGUGCAGAAGACCAAUUUGCCGUUCAGCCCCUCGGUUAUGAAAUGCCCUUUGCCAAGCAAAUUUAGAAUGCCCACAAUUGAGAGUUUCGACGGAACUAAAGAUCCCCUUGACCAGUUGGAGACUUUUCAGGCGCUUAUGCACCUACACGCGAUGCCGGAUGAGAUCAUGUGCAAGGCUUUCCCAACGACUCUCAAAGGAUCAGCACGGGUAUGGUUCAACAAACUAAAGCCAGGAACCAUCGAAACCUUUGAAGAAUUGAGUAAGGGCUUUAUGGGCCAUUUCAUUGCUGGCCAGAGGCAUAGAAGGCCGACUACCCACCUCCUCAUUGUGAAGCAACAGAAGGGAGAGUCACUGCGAGAUUAUAUUAGUCGUUUUAACACGGAGAUAUUACAGGUGGAGGAAGCGGAUGACAAGGUGGCCCUAGCCGCCUUCAUAGGAGGACUCCAAACCUCAAGAUUCCUCUUCUCCUUAUCAGAGGAACCUUCUACCAGUAUGGCCGAGUUAUUGAUCCAGGAUGAGCCAUAUUUGAAAUGGCCACCGAAGUUGAAGUCAGAUCCUGCAAGGAGACCUCGUGAUAAGUAUUGCAGGUUCCAUAAAGACCAUGGGCACGCUACAGAGGAUUGCUUCGACCUUAAGGAUCAGAUUGAGACUCUGAUCCGAAGGGGGCACAUGCGAAAGUUUAUUAUGAGGAAUGACAGAACCGACAUUAACCCACUAAGAGCAUGCCGAGACAACCGCCUUCCUGAUCAACAACCAAUAGGAGAGAUCAGGGUCAUAGCCGGGGGGUGUGCAGGAGGUGGAGAAUCGAGCUCAGCCCGUAAGGCCUAUGCUAGGAGAAUGCGAAGCUCAUCUGGUGUGCAAAGUAGGAGUACAGAUUCAACAUCCAAAGAUGCCUCGUUUAGGUGA
Cornus florida is the source of this 1227-nucleotide messenger RNA. RefSeq lists its product as uncharacterized. Bases 1 to 1227 code for a protein of 408 amino acids. NCBI's taxonomy places the organism in Eukaryota, Viridiplantae, Streptophyta, Magnoliopsida, Cornales, Cornaceae. The transcript has 4 exons. The record is from RefSeq and is a predicted model, not a curated record.